Messenger RNA from Linum trigynum, 702 nucleotides. Lineage: Eukaryota; Viridiplantae; Streptophyta; Magnoliopsida; Malpighiales; Linaceae. The record is from the annotation of a GenBank genome assembly.
GAACUCUCCAGACCCCUGAUAUCAUUUCUUUUAUCAAGCUAGCAUCCCCUUUCUCGUCCGCGGUUGUUCCCCUAUUACCAGAUUGGACAAAAAUUUCGAUUGAGUCACCCUGCGAAGCUUUACAUUCUAUGCCUCAGCUUCCCUUUUCUUCUAGCCCGAUUGUCUUAGGAGACGACUGCUCAUCUCCAAUUCGAGUGUCUUAUUCCAGCCUUGUUUCAUUUGUGCCUGAUUCCCAGGAGAAUCUCGAUCGGGAUUAUGAUUUUAUCACUUCCCCAAUUCGUGUCCAUGAAGAUCUCGAUUUGAGCCUGGAUAUUGAGCUAUUGUCGGCUUCAUGUGUUGGUGACAGUGUGGGGUGUGAUUGGUGCCCGAAUUCGUUUCCAUUUGAUCUUGAUACUUUGGAAAAGGCAAGUUUAGAAGUUGGGCGAUUGGUCAACUUAGAUCAUGGAGAUGGGCAAGAAGCAGUGGAGAGGGAAAUUAUUGCCAAGGCCAAAGAGAUGCAUCAACGAAAAUUGAGGACUCCUGGUUCUAAGCUCGAUAUGGAAAAGUAUCAAUUGGGGCCACUGGAUACGCCUCCAUCUAGUCCUCGGAAAAGCAAAAGGAAGGGUGGCAGCAGCAGCAAAUCAGGUAUCUAAUGGAAUCUUCAGUUUUUGUGUGAAAUGUUAGAAGGUUGGGCGAUGCGGAAAAGAAAGUUCGAAUAAAGCG